Messenger RNA from Symbiodinium natans, 558 nucleotides. NCBI's taxonomy places the organism in Eukaryota, Dinophyceae, Suessiales, Symbiodiniaceae. The record is from the annotation of a GenBank genome assembly.
GACGCCGUGCGUGCUUGGAAGCUUUGGCUUUUCCUCCUGCGCAUGCUGCUUUCCCGCCCCGCCGGAACUGACCGAGUGCCGAAACAGGCCGGCGCCCCAGCCAGGCCCACCACCAACACCACAGAUGACUUGCCACGCCGACUGGAGCGCGCCACUCUCCAACAGCUCACGGACCCCUCGCGGCGGCCAGCUGAGCCUUACCGCCCGCUGGCACGCCGCGGUGCUGCGCCAGGCCCCAGCGGCUAUACGGCUGAAAUCCUCCGCUUGGUUUUGGACGAGGAUGAUGCAUCACAACUGUUGUGUGACGUCGCUUCCUUGCUCGCUCAAGCGCAUGUGCCGGAGCCCGCUGUCGAAGGCCUUGCGCUGGGCCGCCUCGUCGCCCUCAGCAAACCAGGCGGGGGCACGCGAGGCUUGGUGGUUGGCGACUUCCUGCGACGGCUCGUUGCCAGGACCAUUGCACAACAGUUCGCCUCCAACUUCGAAGCCGCCUGCAAUCCCUACCAAUAUGCCCUCUCCACGCGGGCCGGCCGACCCGAACUUGACACUCCUGUCGGUUGA